CGCAAUAUUACCCUUCCCCACGUCCGCAGACGAUCAAGAGUGCUCACCACUGGAGCGCUCAUGAACGCACCCCAACUCCUGGUAGGCCCUGCCCUCAUCUCUCUACUGAGCGUCUCUCUCUCUCUGUGUUAAAUCUCUGCCGAUGUGUGUGGGGCUUACUGCGUGCAGGGGUCACAUCACUGGCUCUGAGGUCUUCAGUGUGAGUGCUAAGGUCGCCCUGUCUCUCUUUCCCAUGCGGACAGUCAGGCGAGCGAAGCCCUGACAAGCAUAUUCCCUGCCCAACUCCCAAGGGCCCCGUCCGAUGAGAACAUGCCAAGCUGUGCUGUCAUGCUGUCUUGAAGGCUUAGCUUCAGGGGACCAGCACGCGUAGCCCCACGAACAUCGUAGGCAAAAAGAAGAUGCCGAGGCACACUUCAUGCGUAUCUGUGUGCCCUGCUUCUUAAGACUUGACCUCCGGGUGCCUCGAUUGGCCAACACUCGCGCCUUCGAACGAUGUCGCUAUCUUUUUCUCUCUCUCGGCUUCCAUCGCUUGCCCGUAUCUCGAAGAUGACGACGGCUCGUGUGGCCCCUGAACCACAGACGAUGGCCAAGACGACAAAGAAGGAGCCCGAGUACAUUGUGAAGAUUCGAGAGGCAUCGGCGGCAUCGACAGUCGAAGGGGCCGGGCGGGUGGUCCAGGAGCGUUUCUGGCAGCUGCCUACCCUGUUCUUCGUCAUGCUUUCGGCUCCUUGCGGGGUCUUCCUGUACUUUUUCCUCAGCAGCGUCGCCCAAGGAGACGAUUUUUGGAUGCGCAUGAUGUGGAUGGGGCUCUUUGUCAUCUGGUACAUCCUCUAUCUCAUUCUGACGGCUUUGGUCGGCCCCAUUUCUCUCCACCUGCGCCGUCUGGUGUCAUGCUAUCGCUGGAGUCCAACCGCCGCCUUUGCAUUGAUCCAAAAGGCCCGUCCCUACUGCGUCAUCACCGGCAAGAUCAUCCGUGUCGGCUGCUGUCGAGGCAAACGAGAAGGGGGAUGGGUGAAAGUGGGAGUGCUUGGGGCCGUCCACGAUAUGACGCCUGAGCUGCCGCCGACAUCGAAUCUCUUCGAGCGCUUCCUGCUCAUUCGACUGAGAAUCUACCUGUGUCCGGUCUAUGGCGAGAGUGUCGAUGCGGAUGUGAAUCACAUUCUAAAGGACUUCAAGCAAAGCUUCAUCACGAAGGCGAAGCGAUUCGAGAUACCAAAAGCCGAGCGGCCGGGCGAUCGCGACGACUUCACCGUUCAAUGGAAACUCAAAGAAUUAGCCCCUUCGUUGAUCCGAGGCGCACGACUUUCAUACGAGUCGCGACGAGUGCCGGUGCUGAUGCUGUACAACGAGGGGAAGAACGGCGGACCCACCUCCCCAUUGCUGUCCCUUCCCGUGGCACUCCUGAUGUGGAUCCUGUGUCUCGACUUCCCCUACCGCUUGUUCCUCGAAGUCUUCUGCACAGGCAAGCAGAGGCUACUAGAGGGUGGACCGCAGUCCGAGUAUCAUGAUGUCUCGUUUGUCUCUUCCUGGUUAGGCCGCCUCGACGUGGAAGUAAUCAAGAAGGUUCACAAAAUCAGUGACGAGAAUGGGCGAUUCCACAUACGCUUUAUCGAUUCACAUCACCGGUUCGAGAAGGCGUACACCGUCAUUGAGUACAUGGACAUGUACGAUGACUAGGACCAGCAUCGGAGCAUAAACGCGGAGGUGAGCUGAGAGAUGUCCCAGGUCGAGUCAUGCAUACGUCUCUGUGCACCUUGACGCAUGUUCAGGUCAGCUUUAGGUUGACAGCUGUGAACUGUGCCGGUUCCGAGUGAAUUACGUCGUUGAGACUCGUUCUAUGCGCUGUGGCGUAUGCAUGAUAUGGCUUGAGACGCUCACUCAUGUGUAUUAUACGUGAAAAUAUAAUAUGCUGUCUCGGUACGCCAACAGAGAGCAGAGGCAGCGAUUAGCAGAGAGGAGAGCGAGACAAAAAGACACGGGGUAAGCUUAUGUACAUCAAGUAAGUCCCGACAAAGAGACCCAGCCAGCCAGCCAGCCAUCCAUCCAGCCAUUUGUGUGUCCGCUUGAGAGUCGAGUUGGACUCACUUCCUCAGUGAAUGAGUGACUUGUUCAUGUCUGUCUGCCCGUGUAAGGGGUACAAAUGGGUGGCGCGAUGCGGACAAAUGGAUAGAUGGAUUGACAGACAACAUACUGG
Molecule: messenger RNA, 2194 nt
Organism: Vitrella brassicaformis
Lineage: Eukaryota; Vitrellaceae
Source: the annotation of a GenBank genome assembly